Suillus subalutaceus is the source of this 258-nucleotide messenger RNA. RefSeq lists its product as uncharacterized. The transcript has 3 exons. The coding region runs from base 1 to 258 and encodes 85 amino acids. NCBI's taxonomy places the organism in Eukaryota, Fungi, Basidiomycota, Agaricomycetes, Boletales, Suillaceae. The record is from RefSeq and is a predicted model, not a curated record.
AUGCCUAGCGCCAAUAUGAUUGUCACACCACGCAGGAUCGAAAUCCAUGACUCAGAUGUGAGAGCUUUGCGACUGCAAUUGAAUUGGUGUCGCGUAGAGGCCUUGGCAUUGGAACAAUCUGUUGUGGGCUCAAUAUUUUGGACGUUGGAACAAAUGAAAGAAAUAAUUGCUGAGCUAUCCACUGCAGAAGAACUUGCCAGAAGUGAUGGAACCAUGGAGGAGCAAGGCGUCACAAUCUGUGGCACACGAGUCUUAUAG